Messenger RNA from Penaeus monodon (black tiger shrimp), 1626 nucleotides. Its product is annotated as proton channel OtopLc-like. NCBI's taxonomy places the organism in Eukaryota, Metazoa, Arthropoda, Malacostraca, Decapoda, Penaeidae. Gene Ontology annotation, cellular component: membrane. Gene Ontology annotation, molecular function: proton channel activity. The transcript is spliced from 9 exons. The coding region runs from base 20 to 1459 and encodes 479 amino acids. The record is from RefSeq and is a predicted model, not a curated record. Gene Ontology annotation, biological process: proton transmembrane transport.
AGUAUUUGGAAUUGGCAGCAUGAUCUACAGUGGCUUGGAAGUUGGCCAGUACUUUGAACUGAAAGGGGAUGACAACUGUGCUGAUAUUCUGCUGGCCAUUGCGCCAGGUGCUCGAAUGUUGUUCACUUUCAUCCAGAUGUAUUUCAUUUUCCUCAAUUCAAGGGUUGCAAUUAGCCGACAUAGGAUUGUGGCAAGAUUUGGUCUUAUGCACAUGAUUGGGACCAAUCUGUGUAUAUGGCUUAAUGUUUUAGUUCAGGAAACUAAGCAUGAGAUCAUUAAUUUGAAACUUGGCCAUGGACAGCAUCAUGGAGGAGGAAAUCUCUGGGCUCUAAUCUUGAGUGAAGGUAGAGGGAGCAGUGCAACCCAUCAUGGUGCAAGCGGUGUUGGUCAUCAUGACGAUGCUGGAGCCAUUCUUGGUCACCAUGACGAUGACAACAGUGAUACUAUGGUUAACCACACACUUUUCAAUGAAACUACACAUGCACCACAUGACCUACAUGAUCUUCAUAAGGUUGCAAAUGACAGUCACAACAUUGUGAAGAGAUCAUCAGGAGAUCAUCAUGCCUUCAGUAUCUUUGAAUGUCGGCGCUCUGACCUCAUGGGACAAUUGGUUGAUAAUGCUUCACCAUUCCUUUUCCCAUGUACCAUUGAGUAUUCACUUCUUUGUGCUGGUGUUCUUUAUGUAAUUUGGAAGAAUAUCAACAAGCCAGAAGUUACAUAUGAUGGUGACUCAGACAUAUCCACUUAUGUUGCAAGAAAGGCUCGCCACCACUACUCAGUAGACUGUGCUCAUGCCAACCGUGGAUUGUUCAUGGGCAUCCUUGUUCUUGUUCUCACCAUCAUCUCACUAAUACUAUUCUUUGUUCUCAUCAACAAUGAAGCCUAUAAAGAGGUAGCCAUAAUGGAGGCCAAUAUCAUUGAGUUAUCAGUUUAUGGUGUUGCAAGUGUUACAGUUGUGAUAGGGAUGAUUCAGAUGAGAGAACUGGAGUUUAUACCAGAAGGAGACAUUGAGCUUGACAACAUUCUCCUGCUUAUUGCUCAGACAGGAGUGUACAUUUAUACUUCAUUCACUGUCAUUGGAGGCCACUUUACUAUGACAGAUAAUUUGAUUCUACCUCUCUUGUCUUCAAUUGUCACUCUGAUUCAGACCACUUUGCAAACCAUUUUUAUUUUGGAUGCUUCUCGUCGGUGCUGCUACAACCAUGAUCAGCUUCAGCGUAAACCAGGCAGAGAAAUGGUAACAUUCUUACUGGUAUGUAACUUAGCCAUGUGGGCCAUCAAUACCUUUGAAACCUCCCGUGCUGAUGCCCAUCCAACCCAACUGAACUUCUAUGGUAUCUGGGCUUGGACCAUCAUCUCCCACGUGUCUAUGCCUCUUGCUAUCUUUUAUCGUUUCCAUGUGACAGUCUGCCUGUGUGAAAUUUGGAAGAGAUCAUACAAGUUAAAGAAUGACUACUAGUAUGCUAGAACUGAAGACAAUCUUGAGCCAUAUAAGUACAAAGGCAUACAUUUAUUUUAAGAACUUGUAAAAUAAGUUUGAUGAAGAGCACAGAUACAUUCAUGUCUCAGAGAAUAGACUUGUGAGUUUUGGUAUAGGAUCAGAACUACACAUUAGGUAUUUGUAAA